UGUGAGAACAAAACAACGCACCAGACGUUUCAAACAUUGGGAGUUUCCUUUUCUUGAUCACUCUCGAAAACCCUUAACUUCUCAGAAUUCUUUUGCACCGAUCAAACCAUUUUCAGCUUCUGAUCUUCUUUCUGACAAGAAUAUCAGAAACCCAUGUUAGAUUUUUUCUGAGAAAACUGUUAUUUUCUUUUCUUGUUUCAAUUUUCUGUGCAAAAUCCCAGGUUCUGAAACUGUCGCUCUUAAUGUGAAAUUGAGUUUCUGACCCCAUAAUUCUGCCAAAAUUUUACAACCCUCUUCGUUUCCUUUCUUCUUCCUUUUAUUUAGGCUUACAAAUUUUGGUCUCUGGUACCGUUCUUCUGUGUUCGUGUUUUUUAUUUUUUUACUUUUUUGGAUUUUGUUUUUUCAUAAAAACACGAACGAGGGUGUUUAUUUGAUUAUGUGUUUUGAUGAUGGAUAAUUGGAGAAGGAAAAGGGGUGAUAAUUAUUGCCAAGAAUCUGCAAAAACAAGAUCUCAGAACAAAAAGCCACCUCUGGGUAGUUGGCAGCCAACUGUGCCUUCAUGGGAGAAGAAAUUCUGCACUUCAGUUGGUUCAGUUCCAUGGUGUAAGCUCUUGGAAACCAAGAAGUUUAUGUACCUUUAUGACAAUGUGGUGAAAUGGAACGAUUCUGCAGGGGAAGAGGCAUUCUACAAUGCCAAGAACCGGUUCUGGGCAGAAAUAAAUGGCCUUCCCUGUGACAUAUCACUGCCUGAUCCAAAUAUAUAUAUUGAUGAAAUAGAUUGGAAUUCCAACAUUGAUCCCGAGCUGCUAUUGGAUUUGGAACGCGAAUAUGUCAUUCCUGAUGGGGGAGAAAAAGAUGAGAAGGUUGUGAUUUUUGGUAAACAACUCCUUUCGAAUCAAUCAUUUUCUUGCACUGGCUGGGGAGAAGAAGAGGACGACUUAAAGAAGGCGACUAACUCAUCUUUGGAUAAUAAUAAAAAUCUGUUGGCGCUUAAUUGUACUCACGAUGUUGGCGCUGGUGCUGUGAGAGAGAAUGGCUGGGGAGAUGUUUGUGAUGAUGAGGCCAUGAAGGACAGUGGAUGGGGAGAUGGUUGGAACAAUUCCCAGAGUUUGAAUCAAUGGGAGAACAAUAAUAAUGAGUCUCAGAAUUUGAAAGACAGUACCGAUAGAGUUUGGGGAACACAGGAUGUCAACAACGGAAUGAGUGAAGGCAGUGUUAGGUACAUGUCAAGAUACAAAACCUUGAGGUUUCAUGGCAAUGAGCAUCAGAGGAGUCGUGAGUGGAGGAAUGGGAAGGUGAGGAAAAGGGCAAAUUUUGUUUAUGAACGACCUUUUUCAGAUAAAAGACCAGCUUCAAAGCAGUGGACUUGAGUAUCAGUGUGACCGACCAGUCAGACAUAGUGGAUCAUGCAAAAGCAGGAAAUCCAUGGGACUUGAGAGAGACCAGUUUUUUCGAAUCUGAAGUAAAUAGUAUGUUGUCAAUUUGAUUCUAUAUUAAAUUGUGGUGUGUAUCAGAAAGAAUGGCGCGUAAUGGCGCCAAGUAAUGGUACUGUAUUUCGGUUUUGCAGUUUUUCUUCUCUGAGAUUUUGAACGCUCGUGACAUUGGGGGAGGAUAUAUAAUAUCAGAUAGUAUGUUUGUUCUUC
Messenger RNA from Cornus florida, 1643 nucleotides. RefSeq lists its product as uncharacterized. The transcript has 2 exons. NCBI's taxonomy places the organism in Eukaryota, Viridiplantae, Streptophyta, Magnoliopsida, Cornales, Cornaceae. The coding region runs from base 447 to 1370 and encodes 307 amino acids. The record is from RefSeq and is a predicted model, not a curated record.